Messenger RNA from Bombina bombina (fire-bellied toad), 964 nucleotides. It is a transcript of the gene PSMA2, whose product is annotated as proteasome 20S subunit alpha 2. The coding region runs from base 86 to 790 and encodes 234 amino acids. Gene Ontology annotation, biological process: ubiquitin-dependent protein catabolic process. The record is from RefSeq and is a predicted model, not a curated record. Gene Ontology annotation, cellular component: proteasome core complex; proteasome core complex, alpha-subunit complex. NCBI's taxonomy places the organism in Eukaryota, Metazoa, Chordata, Amphibia, Anura, Bombinatoridae. The transcript has 8 exons.
CAAUGACAGCUGUGCUUGGUUGUGACAGCUGUGACGUAGCCGCGCUCGCCUUCCUACGCACAAAGAGGUUGGCGCAGCACUGAACAUGGCGGAACGCGGUUAUAGUUUCUCUCUGACUACAUUUAGUCCCUCAGGCAAACUUGUACAGAUAGAGUAUGCUUUGGCCGCAGUAGCUGCAGGUGCUCCCUCUGUUGGAAUUAAAGCUGCAAAUGGUGUGGUGCUGGCAACUGAAAAGAAACAGAAAUCUAUACUAUAUGAUGAACAAAGUGUACAUAAAGUGGAACCAAUUACCAAACACAUAGGCAUGGUGUACAGUGGAAUGGGUCCUGAUUACAGAGUUCUUGUCCGGAGAGCCCGGAAACUGGCUCAACAGUACUACCUAGUGUACCAAGAACCUAUUCCAACAGCCCAGUUAGUACAGAGAGUGGCUUCAGUCAUGCAGGAAUAUACACAGUCUGGUGGUGUACGUCCAUUUGGAGUCUCGUUACUGAUUGCUGGUUGGGAUGAGGAACGGCCCUAUUUAUUUCAAUCAGACCCAUCUGGAGCCUAUUUUGCUUGGAAAGCAACAGCAAUGGGAAAGAAUUAUGUAAAUGGAAAGACUUUCCUUGAGAAAAGGUACAAUGAAGACCUUGAACUUGAAGAUGCCAUUCACACAGCAAUUUUAACGCUGAAGGAAAGCUUUGAAGGACAGAUGACAGAAGACAAUAUUGAAGUUGGUAUUUGCAAUGAAGCUGGAUUUAAGAGGCUCACUCCCACGGAAGUUAAGGAUUACUUAGCUGCAAUAGCAUAAGUGACCUUGAAGAUGUGGAAAGUUGAUUGAUGUAGGUUUUUUUUUUCUGCCUCUUAAGGAUUUAAAAUGGUUUAUUUGCAGAUUUUUUUUGCUUAUUUUCUUAUUUCUACCAUUCUGACCAGAUCUUUUUAAAAUUACAUGAGUCCAAUGUCACAAUAAACAAUAUCAAUUAGA